Melanaphis sacchari is the source of this 1296-nucleotide messenger RNA. Its product is annotated as serine/arginine repetitive matrix protein 5-like. The transcript has 4 exons. The record is from RefSeq and is a predicted model, not a curated record. Bases 1 to 1296 code for a protein of 431 amino acids. NCBI's taxonomy places the organism in Eukaryota, Metazoa, Arthropoda, Insecta, Hemiptera, Aphididae.
AUGGAACCCAAUAACACGGAAUUGUUCAGACUAUCUCUAUGGGACGAAUUGACACAAUCCAUAUCAUUUUCGAAGGACCUGUCAGUCGCUUACCACCUUUCUGUCAAGAACCAAAGAUGCGAUACUAACGAACUGUUGAAUGCCGUAAAGAAAUCAAAAGACACAGAAAUACCAAUUCCCUUUCAGAGGCUUUCGAAAUCGCCUGAUUGUCAGUUGAUGAUUACUCCAAAUAAUUACGUCAUAGAAGAACCACGAUAUCGAUCAAGAUCUCCUUAUCAAGUACAAAUGACAUCAUCUGAGGUAUCAUCGAACAUGAGAAUUAUGUACCAAUCUGAAACAAAUUAUCCGUCACAAAACUCACAAUUUAGAAAUCUAAACAGAUCUCCGUCUAAUACUUAUACUUCAGAACAAUUUAGAAAUGUAAUAAGAUCUCCGUCUAAUACUUAUACUUCAGAACAAUUUAGAAAUGUAAUAAGAUCUCCGUCUAAUACUUAUACUUCAGAACAGUUUAGAAAUGUAAUAAGAUCUCCGUCUAAUACUUAUGCUUCAGAACAAUUUAGAAAUGUAACAAGAUCUCCAAUUAAUUUUUAUACUUCAACACAAUCUCAACAAUUAAACUGCUCUACUUCUAAUUAUCAUAAUCCAACACAGUAUACACAGUCUUACACAGUAAGAAACAGAUCGCCAUCUAAAUCUCGAGAUCGUUUGGAACCUGGCUCUAGAAAUAAGUAUUCGUCUAUGACAAAACGUCGGUCACCCUAUAGAAGUCAUAGUAGAUCUUCGUCUAAUAGACGUAUUCGAACACAAUAUAGAAACAGAAAUAGAUCGCGUUCUGGAUCAUUUCAUGAAAGAAGAUAUGAUCCUCAAAGUUCAAAUUCAUUUAAAAAGAAGCAUCAGUCACAAUCUAGAUUGAAAAAAAAGUCACGAUCCAAAUCAUCAUCUAAAUCGCCAAUUCCAAAAAAAAAUGUAAACAAAAAUCAUUCGACUAAAUAUAAACGUCCAGUAAAUGUAAAGCAACGCUCGAAAAGAGCAAGACCGUCAAACAAUGACGACAAUGAACAGCAAUCCACAGAGGAACCGAUGGAUAAUUCUAAUACAAUGAUGCUACCACAAUCACAAAAUCUAUAUCGAGGACCAAGACCAUAUUUUCAUCCACACAAUGGUGCUACACCGAUAUUCUACGCACAGCCAACACUUAUACCACGAUUAAUUCGACCACCACCACCGCCAUAUUAUAUGGCACCACGACGUCCUUUACCAUAUCGGCCAGCAUAUCCAAGAAUGUAUGCACCAUAG